Molecule: messenger RNA, 335 nt
Organism: Ipomoea nil (Japanese morning glory)
Lineage: Eukaryota; Viridiplantae; Streptophyta; Magnoliopsida; Solanales; Convolvulaceae
Product: kinesin-like protein KIN-4A
Exons: 3
Coding region: 48-335 (95 amino acids)
Biological process (GO): mitotic spindle organization; microtubule-based movement
Molecular function (GO): microtubule motor activity
Source: RefSeq, a predicted model, not a curated record
GUACCUUUCCAGUAAAAAGUGAAGGGCUUAAAAGGGGUUUGCAAAGUAUGGAGUCAUCUGAUUAUCCAAUGACUGAGAAUGAAACUCUAGCAGGCGAUCUUGGAGACAUGGAUGAAGAAGCAGCAAAAGAGUGGGAACACACUCUUCUGCAAGAUUCUCUGGGCAAAGAAUUAAAUGAGUUGAAUAGACGGUUGGAACAAAAAGAGUCUGAGAUGAAGCUUUAUGGAGGGUUUGACACAACAGCUCUUAAACACCAUUUUGGAAAGAAGAUACUGGAACUUGAAGAGGAGAAAUGUGCUGUGCAGGUUGUACUGAAACUAUACACGAAGAAGUAG